UCCACCCUAAGCCCCGCCCACAACACACACUCAAAACAUCUCAUCUGCUUCAAACCCUCUCACUUUAUAUACAAUAUUACCCCACACCAUGCACUAACAACCAUCCCAUUAACCUACAUUCAUCCCUGAAGCCUUCAUUGAUUUAAUUUAUGGGCCAUGGAGGACCCUGGAGGCCCAGGUUGAGAGAAAAUUGAAAUUGAAAACGUCGUCAUCAAAUUGCCGGGAAAGUUUAGUGUUUGAAGGUGGUGAGUUAAGUUGUUGCGAGUGUUGCUUUGUCUGGGUGGUGUGUUGCUCGCACGUUCCUGCACACCACAGCUCUCCCACAGCUCGGGAUGCUCUUCUGAGAGUGAGCACAGGUGCUGCAUGUGGCAGAGGUGGCGGUGGAGGCUGGGGGCCGCCCUUGGUUGACCACAACGCGGGAAAUCUGAACGUGAACAGCUGAUCACCAGAGGUGAAGUGGUUGAUGCCACGAGCAGGAAGGUGCACCACCACCACCAGCAGAGGAACACCGCCAGUGGGAGCACCACCACCACCAGCAGAGGAACACCGCCAGUGGGAGCACCACCACCACCAGCAGAGGGACACCGCCAGCGGGGGAGCACCACCACCAGCAGAGAAACCGCCAGCGGGAGCCCAACACCAGCAGUAGAGCACCACCAGCACUUUGAGCAGUAGCAGGAGAGGAGCACCUCCAGUACUUGAGCACCUUCCAGUGGUCGAGGAGCACCUCUAGUGGUCGAGGAGCACCUUCCAGUGGUCGAGGAGCACCUUCCAGUGGUCGAGGAGCACCUUCCAGUGGUCGAGGAGCACCUUCCAGUGGUCGAGGAGCACCUUCCAGUGGUCAAGGAGCACCUUCCAGUGGUCGAGGAGCACCUUCCAGUGGUCGAGGAACUCCUUCCAGUGGUCGAGGAACUCCUUCCAGUGGUCGAGGAGCUCCUUCCAGUGGUCGAGGAGCUCCUUCCAGUGGUCGAGGAGCUUCUUCCAGUGGUCGAGGAGCUCCUUCCAGUGGUUGAGGAGAUUCUUCCAGUGGUUGAGGAGAUUCUUCCAGUGGUCGAGGAGCUUCUUCCAGUGGUCGAGGAGCACCUUCCAGUGGUUGAGGAGCACCUUCCAGUGGUUGAGGAGCACCUUCUAGUGGUCGAGGAGCACCUUCCAGUGGUCGAGGAGCACCUUCCAGUGGUCGAGGAGCACCUUCAAGUGGUCGAGGAGCACCUUCCAGUGGUCGAGGAGCACCUCCAGUGGUCGAGGAGCACCUUCCAGUGGUCGAGGAGCAGCAGCAGGAUGCCACUGCUCAAUAAGAAACCCUUCGUCAAGAGGGAGCCUCCUUCACACCUCCAGCUCAGUGAUAAGGUCUUCUAUUGUGACAUCACCAAUGAGGUCUUCACUGACUUUGAUGAAUACUGGGAGCGACUGGUGCUAUGCAACGCCAUGGUGUGGACUUGCGAGUUGACCGGCCGACCCAGCCUCACCUACACCGAGGCUGCUGAGAGCGAGACCAGAGCUCGCAGGUGUUUGUCUAAUGUUCCUCAGGUAUUGCGGAAGCCCUUGCUCUACAUAGCUACCUUGACUCGCCGUGGGCGCUACAUAGAUAUGAGUGAAGAUGUUUUCACCUUCGUCCGUGACCGCUACUUUGUCGGAGAGGAGGUCGAGGCUAUAGUCAAGAACCACUGGUAUGACUGCAGGGUGAUUCAGAUAAUAUACCCCACACCUGAAGAAAUAGCUAAAUAUGAAUUUGAGAUGGCAGAGUCUGACGAGGAAGGCUCUCAGAUGAUGAGUGAAGCUGCACUGAAUGGUGGCAUCACAGCGAGAGAGAUGAAUGGGGAGAUGGGGAGUGUGGACGAUGACGACAUCCAGAUCAUCAAGGAUCUCGCCCCCAAAAAGAAGGAAGUAAAAAAAUUGGAAGAGGGCGAUGACUAUCCCCCAUUUGCCACUUACAAGUACGAAGUGAUUGAGAUUGAACCCUGGGAUUAUAAGGAAGUAAAGAAACACACAGUAACGUGGGAGCAGAUUCGUCGAGUUAAGGGCACCUUCACCCGGGAGAAGUGUAAACUGUUGCUCAAACAGUGUGUAGAACUGUCUCCAUCAGGAUUCUGGGUCAUUAAGGAGAAUUUGUCAAGAAGAUAUGACCUGGAUAAUGUGGUGUACUCAGAUAUAUUCCUCGGAGAACCUCCCAAGUUCAGAGAAACCAAAGCUAAGAAAAUGCCUGUCAGUUUGAACCCAGACAAAGAAAUGAAAAAGCUUGCUGCUGAGAAGAGGAAACGAGAGAGGAAGGAAGCACGAGAGAAGAACCCAGAAGUAGAAGUGAAGAGACGAGGGCGAAUUCCCAUGAGUGAAGAGGAGAAGGAAGCGCGCAAGAAAAUGUUAAAAGAAGAGAAGGAUGGUCUGAAGUUGGAGAAGAAGGAGAAGCAGAGAGAAGAACUGAAGCAGAAGUUGGAGAAGGACAAGGUAGAGAAGAAGAUUCAGCGAGAGUUACGCAAAGAACAAAAGCGACUUCACCAGCAGUACAUGAAGGAGUGGAACCGUGUGCGUGACGACCUCGACUGUGACGACCACAAGGACCUACCAAAACCCACACCCGUUCAGUGCCGCAUACCAGAUGACCUGUUCAGCGACUUUAUUAUGGUAUUAGAGUUCAUCAAUAUUUUCUCUGACCUGGUUGAAUUAAAGGAUGUGUAUCCGCAAGGCAUAACCUUUGACAUCUUGGAGCAUGCGCUGGUUGAGAAGGAGGUCGCAGGUGUGUUCAAUGACCUCAUGCAGCUGCUGUUGCAGACCAUAUUCACCCUGCAGGAGGAGGAAGAUGAUGAGGUGGAAGCUGACAACACUGCUGAUGAAGUGAUGGAAGCCAACACUAGUGACAUUACCAUACACGAGGCAGUGCGGGUAGCUAACCGUGCAUCCACCUGGAGUCAGCAGUACCAUGGGCUACCACUGCAGAAGGUACCACUGGAUGCCCUAACUGUCACUGAGAUCUUACGCUUGCAUCUCCUAGCAUCAGGGGCUACCAGUGUUGCCAAUGGACAGUGGAGGCACUUCAACCGUGGUGGCUUCAAGAACUGGGAUGACCCUGGACUACACUUCAAACUCCAUGAACCAAUGAUAAUUAAAUCCCUCGCUACACAAACUAUAUUUGACCUACCCUUAGUGUACAAGUUGAAGAUACUGAGUGUGCUGGUGGCACAGAUCCUGACUUAUGCCUCAGUGAGAGACAUUAUUGAUGACAAUAUAGAGAAGCUGCGGGAGGUGAAGAACAAGCUGCGUCUGCACCAGUUAGCACAGAUCAAGAAGGAGAAGGAAAUUAACUCUGCCAGACUGCAGGAGAAGCGCGAGCGCAAGCAGAAAGAGCGUGAUCGACUGCUCAGGGAGGCGGAGAAAAAAGCUGCUGCUGCAGCUAUGACUGGGGAAGCUGACAAUCCCAUCGAGCUGGACGAGGACGAGGAGGAAGACGAUGACGAGGAAGAGGAGGAUGAAAGUGAGAAGGCAGCACGAGAAGAAAAAGAGGAGAAGAACAAGGAAGCAAGAAAGCAAGACUUUCUAAAACGAGAGAGAGAGCUGAUGCAGCAGGUUCUUAAUAUGGCACAGGGUGUUAACUGUACUCCCUUGGGCCAGGACCGAGCAUAUCGUCGAUACUGGUUGUUCAGUUCUCUGCCUGGUUUAUUUGUGGAAGAUAAUGAGCUCAAUCCCGGGGUGUGCCGAGACACUCCGACGCCCUACAACCCACAGUCCGCCGCUGAGCUGACAGAAGCACUUGAGAAACGCUCCUUGGUUGAAGCCAAGAAGAACUUGGCAGAAAUAACCACCGAGAAAGACGACAAGAACAAUAGUGACAAAGAAAAUGAUGGAAGCCAAAAGCUUGCCAAGCCUCUUACGGUCAUCCCCAAUAAAAAAUUGUUAAAGAUGCCUAAUAACAAUCAGUCGUCAGGUCAGAUCAAAACUGAGAAAAAUCUGGUGAAUUUGUCUUCACCUGCUAAUGAUGCCAAAUCAGAUUUAAAAAUGAAUGGGAAUGUACCAAAAAUGAUGAAUUGUGAAGUGAAGUUAGAGGUGAUGCCAAAUCACAGUGAGUCCACCAUUUGUGUUAAAUCUGAAAAAUCUCUUCCGAUAUUACCUUCAUCCACUAAUAGUACUGAAUCUGAAUUAAAAAUGGAUGCACUUACACCAAAAAUAAAUUGUGAGGUGAAGUUGGAAGUGAUGACCAAUCAUAAUGAGUUGGUCAGUCCAUCAGUCACUAAUGGCAUGGAUUCUAUAUUAAAUACGGCCUUAAACGCACCUGUAAUGGUGAAUGGUGACAACGAAUGUGAAGGCGUCAGUGUCAGAGAGGAGUCAGUGACCUAUGGUGUAAAUAGUCCUGGACCAGCACCAGAUAUAUUUGGUCUAUGUACAGCUGAUCCCCAAAGCUGUCCAGUGCACGCUAAUAGAAAUAAUAAACACAAAUGGUUCUUUUUCCACAAAAUAGAAGACCUGAAUUCUCUUAUUUCUUCUCUGAAUAGUAGAGGUUAUCGAGAAGGAGAACUAAAGAAUGUGUUAGAGUGCUAUAAGACUGCAGCUGAGAAUUCCAUGAAAGCUUGUCCAGUGUUCAAACUUGAUCCAUCUCAGGAACCAGAGAUUGAUCAAGCUGUCCGAAAAUCCCAGCGAAACCUGAAUACCAAAAAGGAUGAAGAUGCCAACUUGAACUUCCCUCCAGGAACAUCUAUUGAUGAAAUAUUGCAAUACACACUUCGUGACAUGAUACUCGAGACUGAGGAGAAAAUACACAUGGGCAUGCUAGGCAGUCUGCGGAUUGGAGACCGCGAGGCCUGGAGAGAAGCCAUCGUGGAGGGCAUUUUAGGCAAAGGGUCCGAGCUGGAUUUCUUCGGUCGCAAGCGCAUCUACACCAGGUUGUCUGACCUGGACUUCGGUGGUCGCAAGCGUAUCUCUCAGUUUAAGAUGGAACUUGGCGUGGAAAUUAGCGAAGAGCAAGAUGGGGAAGAACUCCUGGGCGAGGCCACCGAGGCUGCCAUUGUCAAGGACCUGGCCCAGGCCAUCUUACAGCUUGGCCAGUCUAUUGAAUGCAAGUACUUGAAGCCACCUUUAGGCGAGACUGAUAAGGCUCGGAGGGUCCGGGAACGGGCGGAGGAAAAAUAUAGGCGCAAAGUUAAAAAGAACGAAGAUGGAGGUGCAAAAUCCGACAGGGAUUCCGACGACGACGAAGACAGCAGCAGAGUGUCAGACCAGGUGAUGGAUAAUGCACUCAGAACUCCCAUUGAAAGAUGGGAGAUGUCUCUGAUGGCUAGCACCAGCCUCUCUCAGCUGUGUUUACACUUUGCAACGCUAGAUAACUCCAUAACGUGGUCACGCUCGGCGCUCAAUGCCCGUUGCCGCAUCUGUAAGCGCAAGGCAGAUGCCGAGAACAUGUUGCUGUGUGAUGGCUGUGACAAGGGUCAUCACAUCUAUUGUUUAAAACCAAAACUAAAGGAGAUACCAUCAGGUGAUUGGUUCUGUGAUCGCUGCAAAAAAAAAGAGAAACCAAAGAGUCCACGCAAAAAUCGUCAGAUUUAUAAGGACGUGUCUGAUGAUGAGAUGGGCUUCGCAGAUGUUACUGUUGAUGAUGAGAACAGUGAAGUGGAGAACCAGGACUCUUGCUUCGUGUGUGAGAAGCCUGGUCGGCUCAUCUGCUGCGACACUUGUCCACUGGCCUUCCACCAGGCCUGUGCAAAUCUACGCAAAAUUCCUCAAGGAAACUGGUCAUGCCAUCACUGUCACUCUAACCCACCUAUCAAAGGGAAGGAUUGUCCCCCAGAAAAGAAGAAAAAGAAGGAAAAGAACAAAACUAGUAAAGACACAAAUAAGGACAAUAAUAGGAGCAAUAAGGAGAACAAGGGUAAGAAGGAGACAAAAAAUGUCAAGACUAUGAAGGAGACGAAGACUACUAAGAAGGUGUGCAAGAGUGCAGAGGUGACGACCAAGAUGACUAAAAGUAAGAAGAGACACAGUGAAGGAGAUAUACAUCGCAUCGCAAAGAAGCUUAAACUGUAUGAAUAUGAAUCUGAUUGGAUACCACCGAAACGAAGCAGUGGUAGACGUUCACUGGUCAACGAAGACAGUGAGCUCAACUGCCCAGCUCUGGAGACCAUACUGGAUGAACUUCAGCGGCACCCAGCAAGCUGGCCCUUCAUGAGGCCAGUCUCCAAGAAAAUUGCUCCUGACUAUUAUGAUGUUGUAAAGAAGCCGAUGGACAUGAGAAGAAUACGAGACAAGCUGACCAACAUGAAGUAUACGACAGAUGGCGAGUUUAUUGCUGAUGUUGGUCUGGUGUUCCAGAACUGUGAGUUGUACAACAGAGCUCACACUGAGGAGUACAAGUGUGGCGUAGUGCUCCGUAACCUCUUUGUGAAGCUACUAAAAGAGUUAGGCCUUAGUAAUCACACAGACUUGAGAAAGGAAACAAAUAAGAAAAAGUGUCAGUGACCUCCUGUUCUCAUUUGACAGUGUCCUGGAAGCACAAACUCUUAGUCUUAACCUUCAUGACUCUGUUAUAAUUAGUUACUGCACACUCUAUGUGUGAAUAGAGCUUGAAGUUGGACAAGCAGAAUAUUGAGGUGUUUAAGUUAUUACUUGAGGUGAUGAACAAGACUCAAGGUGUGACUGCACGUUACUACAGUUAAUGCUCACCCAGUAUCUUCCUAUUUUGUAAUAAAGAGUGAAAGAAAGUACAGUGGACCCCCGCAUAACGAUCACCUCCGAAUGCGACCAAUUAUGUAAGUGUAUUUAUGUAAGUGCGUUUGUACGUGUAUGUUUGGGGGUCUGAAAUGGACUAAUCUACUUCACAAUAUUCCUUAUAGGAACAAAUUCGGUCAGUACUGGCACCUGAACAUACUUCUGGAGUGAAAAAAUAUCGUUAACCGGGGGUCCACUGUACUAGGGAAGCGAGGUACGAUGGUACAUGAUUCCCUCAGCGACUAAUCUACACACAAAAUGUCUAUAAUUUUUUGAAAGUUUUUAUAUUUAUAAUAUAUAUAUAUUAGGUACUCUGCUACUACAUAAUGGUUCUUCAGACUUUAUAAUAUACAGGUUCCAAGCAGUUUUUUUUUUUUUUUUUUUAUGAAAAAAUUACGAAUAAUUUUACAAUUAAAAUGAAAAAAUUCCUACAAUAUUAAUUUUAUUUGUGAGCCAACAGUGACAAUACAUUACUGUAGUAACUCCUUCAUAUUGCAAGCAUAACUAUUACACAUAUUGUAUAAGUAUCAAACAGGUUUUUGAGGCACUUGUGUAGCAAACUAUCAUAAAAUGUUCAUUAGAAAAAAUAUUGGUGCUGAAGGACCCAUGUGGGUUAAACACAUUUUGUGAAUGAAAUAAAUUCAAAACACACUUAAACACCAAAAUCACCAUUUCAUUUACUUUUAAAUGUGAGAUUAAUAUAGGUGAAUAAAGCCAUCACAUACUGGAAGCUUGUAAUGCACACCAUGGCUGGUUCUGGUAAUAUCAACUAUGAUUCUAGUAAUUUCAUAUCACCAGUAACUUGUUUUAAUAAAAGAAAGUUAGAACAAUAUAGGAUUGUAAACUCUAGAUAUGUAAAACCCAAUACUACACUUACAGAAUUGUGAAACAAUUCUGAUGUUAUCAAGAACUCAGGGAAGUAAGAUGAAUAUGAAUGGUAUUAUUACCUGUUGUGGCGUUACCAGGGUGUCAUCGACAUACCUAUUGUUGGCGAAGGCUAUGACCCCCCCACGGUCCAGUCCUCAGGGUUAGUGGUUCAGUAUAACAAUGUGUCUUAAAACAAGAGUCCAUAAAUGGUAAAACGCCAUUGGUAGUUUCUUCUAAAUUUCGGAUACUAUGUCACGACCCAGCUUGGUCGACCCUGAAGCCUCGUUGAUCAUCGAGCGAGGGAACCGUCACAAACAGUACGUUGCAUUUUAUGUUACUCUUGUGGAUCAUUGUUUUCCAUUUCCAGUUGACCCACUGUUAGUGUCUUUAGCUGACCUACUGUCAGCUUAACCCACUGUCAGUUGACCCACUGAGUAUUACAGACAGCAGCACUCACUGUCAACCAAGUUCUGGGAAUUUCCACUAAGAUAAUAUAGUAGUGUUAUAGCUAGGUUAACAUUAAUGUGACAGUGAAGAGUGACAGGUAGCCAUACUUCAUGUUACUCACAUUCUUACAAUAACACUUGAACAUUUUUAGCUUGCAAAGGAAAUUUUUUUUUAAAUAUUUAUUUUUUAAGUCAUUGGAUAUUUUCCAAAUAAUAAUUGUUCUUGUA
Messenger RNA from Cherax quadricarinatus, 8228 nucleotides. NCBI's taxonomy places the organism in Eukaryota, Metazoa, Arthropoda, Malacostraca, Decapoda, Parastacidae. The record is from RefSeq and is a predicted model, not a curated record.